UGUCCUAGCCCUUGACAUAAAGCCUUCAGCUCUCGCUCUUUUCCAAAGCCAAAUAUAGUUAAUUUCUUGUACUUGUCCUUUUGAGUAUAGCUGUUCUACAUGUUGUUUACCAUGCGCCUAUUUCUUACAGCUAUAAUCGCCUGUUGCGCGAUUUCUGUGCUAGCGGCACCACUGAGUACGCAGCACAAAACACUCAAACCAUCCAAAGAUACAUUCUACACUGCCAGCAACUCCUUUGAAUCAAAACCCCAAGGCUCGUCCCCGUACCUAAUAGCCUACGAUAAUGCAGGAGUCCGCUCGUUCACGCUCAUAGCGUUUGACUUGCCCCAAGAAGUAAUUGGUAACUCUAGCCGCGUUGCAAAAUGCACUAUGACGCUGGGAAAGUUUGCCUUCCCGCCUACCGGUUCUGUAAAUAUCUUUCUGACUGCCACAUCUGCGGGCUGGGACGAGAAAACAGUAAGCGGCUUGAAUGCACCAGCGGUAAUGGGCGAGACAGUGCAGAUAGUUGUCACUGAUACUUUGGUCCCAAUCACGUUUGAUUCAACGUAUCUGUGCAGUGUUGCGGCUAGUAGUGGUGGUGGUAGUAUGUCAGUGAGACUCGAUAGUCCACAGGCGCUGUACUCGACCGCAUCGCGUGAAAAUGGCGGCCAAGCAUCGCUGCUAAUCGAAUAUUAGUAUAUAGCAUGGAUAUAUAGUCAUAUUUGCUGUGAAGAAAGUCCAGGUCCUUGUCCAGAGCAUACACCAAGGCACACACUGGCGCCGCGUUCUCGUCAGAUUAAUCCAUGCUUGGCCAAAAAGGUCCUAAUGCAAAGCAAGAUGGCGGAUUAAUAAAUUUAUUACCAACUGACAA
Molecule: messenger RNA, 850 nt
Organism: Linderina pennispora
Lineage: Eukaryota; Fungi; Kickxellomycota; Kickxellomycetes; Kickxellales; Kickxellaceae
Exons: 1
Coding region: 112-675 (187 amino acids)
Source: RefSeq, a predicted model, not a curated record